Molecule: messenger RNA, 1305 nt
Organism: Mizuhopecten yessoensis (Yesso scallop)
Lineage: Eukaryota; Metazoa; Mollusca; Bivalvia; Pectinida; Pectinidae
Exons: 1
Coding region: 104-709 (201 amino acids)
Biological process (GO): DNA integration
Molecular function (GO): nucleic acid binding
Source: RefSeq, a predicted model, not a curated record
AGAACGCCCAUGGUCGAAAGUUGGAACUGAUAUAUUCUACGUAGGUGGAGACUCGUACCUGCUCUUAGUUGAUUACUACUCGGAAUUCAUCGAAAUUUCAAAGAUGUUGGACACUAGAAGUGAAACUGUUAUAACACACUGCAAAUCACAAUUUGCUCGACAUGGCAUACCCGACAUAUUGAUCUCCGACAAUGGGCCACAAUAUGCAUGUGAUGUGUUUCGACGUUUCGCGAAAACGUAUGGUUUCGAACACAGGACCUCAAGUCCGACAUUUCCUCAGUCAAAUGGAAUGGCAGAAAAGUCAGUACAGACAGCAAAGCGUCUACUGAAAAAAGCUGCACAAAGUGGGCGAGACCCAUAUCUUGCACUGCUAGAUCUGCGAAAUACACCAAGGUCAUCAAAGAUUGGAUCUCCUGCACAGCGUUUGUAUGGAAGGAGAACAAGAACCUUACUUCCGACUUCUACAAACUUGUUAGUGCCAAAAGUGAUGACAAAAGUGACAGAGAACCUUAAACUGAAACGGCAAGAACAAAAGUUCUAUUAUGAUCGUGGAUCACAUGAAUUACCUCCCCUUGACCUGGGAGAAAAUGUCAGAAUUCGCCAACGGAAUAACUGGCAGCCAGGACGCGUUGUAGGUUUUGAUCAGAAUCCUCGUUCUGUAAUGGUGCAGUCGAAAGGAAAAACAUAUCGAAGGAAUCGGAAACACUAAAGUGACGCGAAGUGUUCACAGAAAAUGACUUGGCACGCACAGUGGAGCAACCAUGGUAUGAUGAUGUUAAAAUGGACCCAAUUAGCAGAGACAGUCGUGAGGAAAGAAACAGUUGCGAACCUCCAAAAAUCCGUGCCAACCAACCAAGUGAGAUUCCAACCACAGGACCAACCGUAGCACCACCAGUACAGCGAACCUCGAGAGGACGCGAAAUCAAAGAGCCCGCAAGGUUCAAAGAUUACCUAAAAACUUGACAUUCGCAGUCGUGUAUUCAUGUGUACUAACCAGGAACUCUUAAAUGUUCUGUUAUUAGGAUCACUGACAGUAAUUGAAUCAAUUCAAAGACAGUAAAGUCAAUAGUAAACUUCAUAACUUCAGUAUUAAGCUACAUAUCUAGUCAUUAGCUAAAUUCUAGUCAUUUUAUAUUUUGCAUAAUAACAAACAAUAAUUUAAUGAUUCCAUAGUUGAUUUAAUCUUAAAAAAGAAAGGAGAUGUAAUAAUAGUUGCCUUAGUAGAGUAUCUACGGUACUUACUAUACAAUUAUAUACUACGUCAUCAAGUUAUGUACACACAACCUCGUUCUGAUUAAAAGCACA